AUGCUGCCAGUGGCUACGGCAAUCUUCUCAGCCGCCCUUGCGGCCUUGAUUUGGUGGCUUCUAACUCCUUUCAGGACAGGUUUGCGAUCCAUUCCUGGUCCGUGGUUCCGCCAAUAUACAGAGCUUUUCCAGGUCUACGAUGCCUACAGGGGACGAACUGGUCAGGCUACUCAAAGCCUACACAGAAAAUAUGGUCCGGUUGUGCAAAUAGGGCAUCGGACUGUCAGCUUCUCCGACCCCGCCAUGAUUGAUGUCGUAUAUAGCUACCGAAAUCCACUUCCAAAGGGAAAGGAUUGGGCCGCGAUGAACCACGAAUUGGACGGAAAGACCAUUCCCAGCAUCAUCAACUCUCUGGAUGCGAAAACUCAUACUGCUAUCAAACGUCCAAUUGCAGGAAUUUUCUCCAUGUCGAAUGUAACAAAGUCAGAGGUCUUCAUCAAUUCAUCAAUUAAGGAUCUUGUCAGGCAAUUCAAUCAACAGUUCAACGGCGAAAAUUGUGGAAAAUCUUUCUCGAUAUCGGGUUGGAUGCACUCGUUCGCAUAUGACUGUGUCAUGAAGCUUACAUUGUCCUCCGAUCUUGGUUUGAUGAGUGGAGAUGCCGACCAUGCAGCCAUGUUCAAAGGCGUUGAUACUGCUCAGACAUUCCUCGCUAUGGCUCUCGUCAUGCCCCAGCUUCGUACAAUCUUACGAAAUACGCCACUGUUCAAGAUAUUCCUCGCUCGCCAGGGCUCGUUCGCGCGUGUUGCACGGGAAACAAUUCAGACGCGUACCGAAAAUGGCGGCUAUACUACGGAGGAGACUGCAGAUCUGAUGUCUGCUUUUGUUGAGGCACAGAAAAAACACCCAGAUGUGGUAUCGGAUCUCGUCCUCAACGGCUACGUGACCUUACCCAUCUACGCCGGAUCCAACUCGGUGGCCGUCGGUCUGACAUCUAUUCUCUACUUGCUUGGCAAACAUCCUAGGGUACAGGAGAAGCUGCACAAGUCACUUGUCGAGUCAGGACUUCCGAUGCCGCCUCCGUGGUCUCAGAUUUCUAAGCUCACAUAUCUCGAGGCGGUCAUCCGGGAAUGUUUUAGGUAUCACCCGGCCACUGCAUUGCUAUCUCGGCGAAUUGUACCUCCAGGCCCUGGUCUGACACUUCCUGAUGGGCGUGUUAUACCUCCUGGCACGACAGUCGCUGUCAAUGGAUGUGUCACUCAUUUCCACAAGGAAACCUAUGGAGAUGAUGUUCACUCCUUUAGACCAGAGCGCUGGCUAAGGGACGAUAAUGAAAGCGAAGCUGCUUACAACUAUCGUCUGCAAAAAAUGCAUAAGGCAGACUUGACGUUUGGCCACGGCGAAUGGAUUGAGCUUGCUGAUUCGGCAAAAGAGUGGGAAGUGCGUGAAACAAUCCUACGAAAACAAGUUGGCGUUGACGCAAAAUUGUCGUUCAGGCCAGGGAGGAGCUUGGCUGACCUUGCGCCCUGA
This is a messenger RNA of Penicillium longicatenatum, 1467 nucleotides long. RefSeq names its product cytochrome P450 monooxygenase. The record is from RefSeq and is a predicted model, not a curated record. Gene Ontology annotation, molecular function: iron ion binding; heme binding; monooxygenase activity. Lineage: Eukaryota; Fungi; Ascomycota; Eurotiomycetes; Eurotiales; Aspergillaceae. The transcript is spliced from 6 exons. Bases 1 to 1467 code for a protein of 488 amino acids.